Molecule: messenger RNA, 414 nt
Organism: Prunus armeniaca (apricot)
Lineage: Eukaryota; Viridiplantae; Streptophyta; Magnoliopsida; Rosales; Rosaceae
Source: the annotation of a GenBank genome assembly
AUGCCUUUCUCGAAUGAAGGCCCUUUUGAGGAACCUGCGAUAAAAGCACCAACAUUCUUAUCACAGAGAUGUGCUGCUGGAAGAGGUGGAGUGGUGCCGGAAGCUAUGUCAGGUGUGCUCGAGAUUGGGAGAGUAGGGGGAUGUGCUGCUGGAAGAAGUAGAGCAGUGCCGGAAGCUAUGGCAGGUACGUUCGGAAUUGGAGAAAUAGGAGGAGGAACUGUUGGAAGUAGUGGAGAGGCAUCAGCAGCCAUGUCAGAGGUACAUGGGUCAGGAGAAGGAGGAGGUUUGCACUGCCGGAAGGCUCAGGACAACUUCAGCGACAGUAUGGGAAGGGCAAAAUCAGCCUCCGAUGAAGCACCUAUCGUGCCUUCAAUGGCGGCACGACCUGCAGAAGAAAGACGGAGUAUGAGCUAG